AUGAGGUGUCGGACUUUCCAUCUGUUCGGUGGGCUUGCACUCACAAUCGCUGCCGUCCAGCAACCGCUUGUGGAGUCCCAGGCAGGUAUCUUUCACGGCCGUUACCUCCCCGAAUUCCAACAGGAUCUUUACCUGGGCAUUAAGUAUGCGCCCAAGCCGGAGCGAUUCGCGCCCGCCGCGUUGAGUAACGACACACCAAAAACACACUUCAAUGUAACCCGUUAUGGGCUUGACUGUAUCGGCUAUGGCUCAGACACCACGCGAUUGGUCAAAGAAGGUUGGACAGAGCUUGGCGAAGACUGCUUGCAUCUGAAUAUUAUCGUACCGAAGACAAAACAGAAGAACUUGCCAGUGCUUUUGUGGAUCUAUGGCGGUGGAUGGCAACAGGGCGCUACAAGCGAUCCACGAUAUAAUAUGAGCUACGUUGUUGAGCAAUCUGUACUGAAUCACAAGCCCCUAAUCGGUAUCUCGAUCAAUUACCGACUGGCGGCGUUUGGUUUCGUCUCAAGCGCCGAGAUCACUACGGAGGGUGCACAGAAUCUGGGUCUGCGUGAUCAGCGUCUGGCAAUGCAAUGGGUAAACAAGCAUAUCUCUUCAUUUGGCGGUAAUCCAGAGAAAGUUACGAUCUGGGGUGAAAGUGCAGGUGCGUACUCAGUUGGCGACCACAUAAACGCAUACGAGGGUGACAAUGGUGGUCUCUUCUGGGCUGCGAUACUGGAAAGCGGAGGUGCUGUCGGUCCGCCACUGAAUGGGACAGACUGGUACGAAAGCAUGUACAAGAACCUCACUGCUUCGGUCGGCUGCGCAAACUCAACAAAUACACUCCAGUGUCUACGUCAAGUACCCUACGAGAAGAUUGCACCUUACGGAUACGUGGGCCUCGAAUGGUUCCACGUCAUCGACGGUACAUUCAUUCCUCGUUACAGCCGGGAGUCUCUCCUCCUCGGCAAGUUUGCAAAAGUUCCACUGAUACUGGGCACCAACACGGAUGAAGGAUUUGGGGUGAAUGGGGUGAACACAGAUGCGCAAGCCAUCGAACAAUUGCUGACCUCAAAGCGGUGGAACUUGGAUGAAGAGCAAGCUCGACGCAUACUUGAGCUUUACCCAAAUGACCCAUCACUAGGGGAGCCAUAUGGCUGGGGUAACAGGACCUGGCCUGAGAACGGGCUACAGUACAAAAGAUACCAAAGUAUCGCGACUGACCUAACCAUGUAUGCGCCGAGAAGGCUGUUAGCAGAAAAAAUGAGCGACUACGUUGAGAACGUAUACUCUUACCGGUGGGAUGCCCCGAAAUUCAACACCACGCCAAGUAGCAUCGGCGUCAAUCACUUUUCGGAAAUCCCAUUUGUCUUUGGCAAUACUGAGCAGCAGAUCACACCGCUCGGUGAUAGCACAGCCAAUUUAAAACUUUCUAGCUUGGUCAUCAGGAUGUGGACAUCAUUCGCCUAUGAUCUAGAUCCUAAUGGACAUGGCAUCUCGAACGUGGAUCGAUGGCCACAGUAUGGAAACAGCACGUCAAACUUCGUCUUCCGCAACGAUCGAAGCUACAUCGAGAAAGACAACGACAGAGCUGAGGGCGUGGCUUACAUCAACACUCUGGUACGCUAG
Messenger RNA from Ascochyta rabiei, 1608 nucleotides. RefSeq lists its product as uncharacterized. The record is from RefSeq and is a predicted model, not a curated record. Bases 1 to 1608 code for a protein of 535 amino acids. NCBI's taxonomy places the organism in Eukaryota, Fungi, Ascomycota, Dothideomycetes, Pleosporales, Didymellaceae. The transcript is spliced from 4 exons.